AUGCCAAUGGUUGAUUUGAAACAUAUGAUUAACUAUUAUGGGAUGCUUGACAUUGUAGUUGCCGCUGUCUUGGAUCGUUUUGCACUCUUUUGGCAUAUUCUGCGACGUACGCUGGCAUACGCAUUUAGUCGAGAUUACAAAUUAACAUUGGCAUUUUUAUCGAUAACUCCAUUGGUCGUCCCUACGUUUAAUCUGGCAGUCGAAUUAGUGGUUAAAUUCACAAAUAAAGCAGUAAAGACGUUUGCGUGUGCAGCAUCUGCCAUUCAAGAAGCUUUACAUCAUAUCCAAAUGGUCACGGCGUUUUAUGGUCAGCAGAAAGAAAUUCGCUAA
Messenger RNA from Adineta ricciae, 330 nucleotides. NCBI's taxonomy places the organism in Eukaryota, Metazoa, Rotifera, Eurotatoria, Adinetida, Adinetidae. The record is from the annotation of a GenBank genome assembly.